Saccharomycodes ludwigii is the source of this 984-nucleotide messenger RNA. RefSeq names its product Big1p (gene BIG1). Gene Ontology annotation, cellular component: endoplasmic reticulum membrane. The transcript has a single exon. The record is from RefSeq and is a predicted model, not a curated record. NCBI's taxonomy places the organism in Eukaryota, Fungi, Ascomycota, Saccharomycetes, Saccharomycodales, Saccharomycodaceae. The coding region runs from base 1 to 984 and encodes 327 amino acids. Gene Ontology annotation, biological process: (1->6)-beta-D-glucan biosynthetic process; fungal-type cell wall biogenesis.
AUGUCUAAUAACAUUUUUAAUAUUCUUCUAUUUUUUUUAGCAUAUUCACUUUCAUCACAGGCGUCAAAGCCAGGGUUAAUUGCCACCUUUCAGUUGUCACCUGGUUUGCAAUUGCAUUCUAAGGCACACGACCCUAUAAAAGAAUUACCGCAAUCUGAAUUUUUGGAUAUUGUUAAAAAAUCCAUUUCUUUUUGUAAUUCUGAUGCAUAUGUUUUUAUCAAUCAACCUAAUAUAAGGAAAGAUGAUUUUUUUAAAUAUGGAGAUAAAAUGGAAAACUUAAUGGGGUAUUUUGAAGGAAGUUCAAGCAUUGCCAAAUUUGAAAAAAUACAGGAAACAAUUGAAAAUCAAGAUAUUUUUGAAGAAUUAAUUCAAUUUGCCAUUGAAACAUGUUCGAUAGAUCAAGUAUUUUGUAUUAAAGGAAAUGAUACAGACUCAUAUCAACCAGUCUACGAUAUUGGUACACGUAUUUUUAGAAUAGAUUUUCCAGAUUUACCUUAUAACGACAGUAUUUUAAGGAUGAAAUAUAUUGAGGAUUUUGAUAAGUUUAUCAAGUAUGUUAUUGCUCAAUUGCCCACACCAUACAGAACAAUUAUUUAUACCAGUAGUAUGGAUGAUAAUAGGAAAAAUCCACCAAAUUAUGAAAUAGUUCCUAUAGAGAUCUUUUCCAGUAUAUUUGAUGAUCCAUCAAGAAAAAUUGAAUACGAAAGAAAUAAUAAGAUUUUAGAGGGCGUUAAUUCAGGGUUUAGAAAGUAUGAGCCUAAAUUUAAAGAAAAAUACGAUUAUUCCAUGUAUCCUACAACCAUAUUUGACAAAACUUACAUAACGGAAAAUAAGGAAUUGCUUCAAUUGAUUAUUUCUACUUUGGCCUGUUUUAUUGCAUUUUACUAUUAUUUUUUCUCUUUAAGAAAUAAGAAAAAGGGUAUUGUUACUAAUAAAAUAAAGAAAUUGGAUACAAAAAAAAAAAAAUAUAAAAACUCAAGCUGA